This is a messenger RNA of Hypoxylon fragiforme, 1139 nucleotides long. RefSeq lists its product as uncharacterized. Lineage: Eukaryota; Fungi; Ascomycota; Sordariomycetes; Xylariales; Hypoxylaceae. The coding region runs from base 102 to 1139 and encodes 345 amino acids. The record is from RefSeq and is a predicted model, not a curated record. The transcript has 2 exons.
GGAUUCAUAUUCCCCAACAGUUCCUCCCAGUCAUCUUAAUCUAUCAUUUUCGUCAUAUCUCACGGCUAAGAAUCUAAUCAGUACUUAUAUGUAAAAACAUCAUGAGCGAUACUGCCCUCUACGUGUCAAACGGCACCUGUUUCUUCGGGCCGGGCCAAGUGUCCGACCCAAACUUCAUCCCUUGUGGAAAUGCCGCGCUGUCGGGCCCUCAGCCCUGCUGUUAUGUUGGGGAUUACUGCCUUUCAAGCACAGCGUGCUGGGAUAGGAACACCGUCGUAACCUACGUCGCGGGGUGCACAGACCCCACCUUCAGCUCUCACGAAUGCACCAACAAGUUCGACUACCCGAACCAGCAAUACGUCGCCAUGGCGCGGUGCGACGGCGAGAACCUGGACAUCUGGUCGGGGUGCUCGCACCAUACCAACUGGACCGCGAUACAGAAGGAGCCCGACUGCACCUGCAACGCCUCGGCCCCGCUGAUCCGGAACCCUAACGGGCAGUCCACGCUAUACGAGAUCGCCAGCCUACCCUCUACCCCGGGGGGCACCAUCUCCUUCAACCCCACCACGUCUCCUACAAUACUGCCUACGUCGGGCUCGGCCUCCGCGACAUCUGCUGGAGCGGCGGCACAAACUGCAUCGCCCACCGACGGCACAUCAGGCCUAUCAUCGGGCGCGAAAAUCGGCAUCGGAGUCGGGAUAGGGGUUGGUAUCCCGUUCUUCGCCGCACUGCUCCUCGCCAUCAUCAUCCGACGGAAUCGGGCCUCUGCCACAGAGCCCCCAACCGCUGAAGGGCAAAACUACAUACCACCCCCCAACCCGCAGACCGCUGCCGCCGCGACAGCGCCGCAAAAACAGCAGCAGUCACCCAUGACCCCCGGAAAAGAACUAGCCUCAACGCCGGAGCCGCGAUCGCCGAGCCCGGCGUGGUACGGGUACAAGCCGGAGCUGGCAGCGCAUUCAGCGGCGCAUAAGCAUGAGUUGUCGAGCGAGCGGCAGCAGUCAGGGAGCGGCGUGAGCUCGAGCUGGAACUCGGGGACGCUGAAUAGUCGGGAGGUGGUGUCGGAACUGUCGAGCCAUGAUGCGAUUACGAGCGCGGUGGAUCGGAGGUCUUGGGAGGGGGGCGUUUCGCUUAUGUAG